GGUCCAAUCUCUUCGACCAAGUUUCAUUAGGACACAAUGUUUCGCCGAGCGCUGCUGUUUCUCUCUGUUAUUUAUUCAUUGCAGUAUUGCAAUGGACAGACAGAAGCUCCCGAGAAGAACCGUAUGAUGGGGAUUGACGCUGUUCACGACAACAACGUGAAAAUCGACAAAGAUACUAUAAUUACACGUAAUUUGAAAUUGGAGAAACGGAACCGCGGACCGAAGUCGGAUUCUAAUAAAAAUGUGGAUGAAAAAGAGCCAGACUGGUCUUAUGCGAGUUUCCCUAAAGAAAUUUCGGAACACGUUGAGAACUUUAAAAAGAACAUGAGCGAGUGUUUGAAGGAAGUGCAGUCUAGUGACAAGAGGCCUGUCAAGCGUCUCUCUCCUAAAAUGGAGUCUCCUGUUCAUGGCGAAUGUCUCAUUGCCUGUGUUCUGAAACGCAACGGUGUUAUUAUUCAUGGAAAAGUUAAUAAAGAUAACUUAAUAGCUCUUGUAAGUAAGUUCUACUCUAAAGACACCAGGCUCAUGAAGAAAUUGGAGAAGAAUUUGGAUCGUUGUAUCGAAAUGAGUGUGCGUGCCCAAGACGACUGCACGUUGGCAUCGCUGCUUAACGAUUGCACUAACGACCUAAUGGCCAGCAAUAAACACAAAUUAACGGUUAAUUAUUAAAAAAUAUCGUAGUUGUAAUUGCUACGAUAAAAAUA
Molecule: messenger RNA, 704 nt
Organism: Spodoptera frugiperda (fall armyworm)
Lineage: Eukaryota; Metazoa; Arthropoda; Insecta; Lepidoptera; Noctuidae
Exons: 3
Coding region: 37-669 (210 amino acids)
Molecular function (GO): odorant binding
Source: RefSeq, a predicted model, not a curated record